Messenger RNA from Cuculus canorus (common cuckoo), 5850 nucleotides. It is a transcript of the gene CCDC102B, whose product is annotated as coiled-coil domain containing 102B. The record is from RefSeq and is a predicted model, not a curated record. The coding region runs from base 95 to 1306 and encodes 403 amino acids. Lineage: Eukaryota; Metazoa; Chordata; Aves; Cuculiformes; Cuculidae. The transcript is spliced from 6 exons.
GGAAAUUCUGUUGUUUACACAUGUGUCUCAACACUGAAAAGCAAGAGGAGCCCAACAAACCCAGAGGAUAAGUGAUCUUUAGCUUGAGCGAAACAUGAAUUUAAGCUCUGUUCAGAAAGUAGAGGAAGAGACACUGGUUUUUGGGACUCAACCAAGACAACCUUAUAAAUUAGCUGGAAGUUGUCAACCAGGUGGCCAUCUCUGUAAUUCAAAUCUGCCAUCUCAAAGUUUCUACCCAUAUUCAUCUUGUUAUUCAUAUAUGCAUAUGGAUUACAGCAGUGAUUGGGAAAUUUCUAAAGCAGUAAUAAUUCAUGAACUGGAAGAAGUCAAAGCCAGAGCUGCCCAAAUGGAGAAGACUAUGCGCUGGUGGUCAGAUUGUACCGCUAACUGGAGGGAGAAAUGGAGCAAAGUUAGAUCAGAAAGAAAUAAAGCCCUAGAGGAAGCAAGACAAUUGAGAAUCACAUUAGACACUGUUGUAAAAGAACUGAGUAUGCUUAAAAAAAUAAAUAAAGAAUUAGUAAAUGAGAAGGAAAACUUAGAACAUGUUACUGCUUGGAAAACAGAAUUCAGUUGCUCAGAAAUAUCUUGUAUUAAAAAAGACCUAAAUCAUUUAACAUUUCUGGAACGAGAACCUGUGAAAGAACUGAACAAAACCAACAAGAUUCCUGUGGCAGAAGGCACAAAGAAGGAUUUAGAGGAAAUCAAAGACCAAACCAAUCACAAUAAAAAAAUCACUGUAAAGAAUCCUGAUUCCUUUCCCAAUGGAGUUCACAGCAUCUGUUCAGAGGAACCUGAGAAAAGUUUGGACAAUACAGCUAAGACAACAAAGAAUGAUUUAAUACAUUUUUCUGCCUUACAUUUGCAUUUGACUGAGAUGCAGAAAAUCUUACAGAAAGAAAGAGAAAUGAACAUGUUUCUGGAAAAAGAAAUUGAAAUGAGAGAAAAUGAAUUAUUUCUUUGGAAACUGAAAUAUGAAGAACUGAGAGAAACCAAGCUGGAAAGACUGAAACAGCCUCCACAGCUGGAAAGACUGCAGUUUGAGAAUACCUCUGAAUGGGGAAAGAGAGAAAAGCAAAAUUUGGAAGAAGAGAACAGACGACUGAAGUUGCAUGUAAAAGAAAUUCAAGAAUUUCUGGAGAUGAAAAAUAAAGCAACACUAACUACAUCUAAUUGUGAUCAUCAAAAUGUACAAAGUAAGCCUCUGGUUAAAGAUAAGAAUAAAGAGACAGAAGAAAGCAAACACAGGAUUUGGGACCAGACAAAAUUCCUUGUAUGUUGCUGGAGAUUCUACCAAGACAGUGAGUGAAGAUGUCGGAGACCAUCGAGUAGCCCUUCAAAAACCAGGCUUACAGCAAAGAGGUGGCACAAAGAACUUACACUCUUCAUAAAGACUUAGAGGAUAACUCUAUGCAUCGUUUCUGUUUAUUCUGGAUUUUUUUACAAGAACCAAGGAAAAUAUGCUACAGUCACUGUGUACCAGCUUAGUUGGCAACUGUCUAUCCUUCCUUUACAGUUGUCUUAAUUGCUCUUCUCUAAAGCAAAAGGUGGACUUUAAUCAACAAGGUCCAUGCCUUAUCUCUGGGAAAAAAAUACUUUAGAAUGUAAAUGACAUAGGAGACAUAUUCAUUUUCAGUCCUGGGAUGACAAUGAGUGAGUCUGAAACAGAAGUCUACUUCCUGUCUUGUUUUGUUUCUGUCUUUUUUUUCAAACAGCAAAUAAUUCUGUUUCUCAGUUUCCCCAGUUCUAUCAGGGUAACAUGCAUAUGACACCUCUCUUUCAUAAAAAAAAAAAACCAAACAACAUAAUACUUAGAGUUGAUAAGUUCUUUUACUUAAAAUACCUAAAUGUUAUCACUUAUACAUUUAUAUUUUAGAAGUACUGCUUCUCUUUGUGUUUCUUAUACUGAAAACAUAAUAGGAACACACAGAAAUUAUGCAGCUCAGGUUUAUCAUAAUGUAUGCAUCACAAUUCUAUUUAAGUAUGAGUUUAUUAAUUCUCCAAGUAAAAAUUGUUAAUGUCACAUAAGAAAUAACAUAAAUAUAUUAGGAUAAACUGUAAAAGAAGACGUUGAAAAUUUUAGAAAACUCACGAGGUAUAAAAAUACCGGCAACUUCCAGCCAUCAAGUCAGACAAAAUCUAUAAUGGCUUGAACUUCUUCAUAUACAGUUGUUAAUGAGUGUAUGCAGAUUCUGUUUCAGCAAGAUCCUGCAAAUUUGUUCUAAUUACUCAGCAAUGUGAUUUUUUCAUACCUUGUAUCCCUAUAAACUGAAAACUGCUAAGAGAGUUCUAGUUGAUUUUAAAUUCAGCAGUGCAUCUCCUGCCCCAAUAUACUGUAUUCUCCUCCUAAGUCUGCUGCAGAGAUUGUGUCAUCUCCUCUUGAUUUCUGUUGUACUUUACCUAAAACAGUUCAACAAAUAAGCAAUUAUUUCCACAAUUGGUAACUGAGCUGUAGAAGGCUUUGUGAAGACCGGGGGAGGGCGGUGGGGUGGAGGAGUGUUUAUAGUUAAAAUUUGCUUAGAUUCAAGUGCAGGUUAUUUGAGUUCAGGAAUGGCAAACAUUAAAGAUUAUUGGUUAAACAGGAAUAAUUUUUUUGCCCAGAAAUUCUCCAAGCUGCAAAUGGUUAGAGGCUGGGAUCGGCCUGUGGGUUCUGCCUGGUUUUAUGGCCCUUCCUAGGCACCAGCUUUUGGCCACUGCCGGAGGUGGGGCUGUAAAAUAGAAAGAUCUGUGUGUCAACCGCCUUCUUACUUUCUUAACUUUCUUUCUUGUUUACAAAUGCUGACCUAAUGCCAGCCACUACCUCUCAGGAUACAUGAUGGAGAGAUGCUGUCUUUCUCUGUUGCCAGUAGUUCACACCCAAGUUUGUCAUCAAGGUACAGUGAUAUUGUGAGAUAAUUCACUUUUAAAUGAAAUUUAAACAUUUAAAACUUAUAGCAAGUGACAAUAAAAUAAGAUUAAUAAUAGUUACUCUUUUCUUUCUUCUUUUUUUUUUAUCCAAACUUCCGCCUUUCUUAGUUUAUUAGUUCAAGGUUUUAUAUUAAACAAAAGAACUCUGGCCUUAUUCCAUUUGAAAUGACACACUGACUUUCUCUAAAAUUCCAUCUGUUUUUCCAAUGACAGCACCUUCAUGACACCCCAGUGUGCAACACAAUCAUAUUGAAAAUGUCUGUGUGCACAAUAGAAAUGGAAGGUGCAUAAUUAUUGAUUUUCAAAUACUAUAGCAGCAUUGCAUUGGAGCACUUGAAAAUACAGUAAUGCCACACAAAAGCUUACUGAUAAAAGCUUGUCUUGUUUAGGUAGGCUUAGAUACAAGCCCUUUUUUUUCCUCUGAAAAAACAUUAGAAAUAUGGGUCUUAUAGAUAUAAAGCAAUUGAGUUUCAGGAACUUGGCAAAAUCUCUUUAAGUUCCAGGGUCUCUUUUCAGCUCACAGGGGUAUCUGUGGCUAAAAAUCAAGUUGAAUAGUUUUAUGAGUUACUGAGGGAAUUAGCAUACUUUCUUUCCCCCCUCUGUAUCUCCAAACAUGUAAGAAAAACAAAUAAUAUUUAAUUGUUGCUGUAGAACAUUUCUAUCCUAACAGCUUAAUAAUGUAAUAUGGAUAUUGAUGGAAAUCAACAGCUAGAAGCUACUUUCUGCUGCUUUGUCUAACUCUACCACACAAAACUUUGGUACACACUUGUUGUAUUGUAAUAUCUUGCAGGUGUGAUAUACCAAAGGCCAUGGUGGCAAUAAAUAGAUCAUCAGAUGAUACUCAUUUUAAAAUUUCAGAAUAUCAGUGCAGUGUUUUUUCUUUCUCAUGAGGAAAUAAUAAUUUCUUAAGGAGUAGUUAAUAUCCACAUUUAUUCCACACAGUUUUUUAAUAUCAUUUUAUUGAUCAUAUUUUACUUUCAAGUGCCUCCUUCUUAGCAGUGCUAUUUAAGUUUUGUUGCUUGACUGUGAUAGAUCACACAAGAUGCUUUCAUUUUUCAUAAUUUCUCCCUAUUCCCUGAGUAAGAGAAAACUCAGCUACUUCUAUUAAAUACAUAAAAUAUUUAUUUCAGCAACCAUGUACACAGAGAACUCCAGAGGUCUUUGUGAAGAGGAAAAUCCAUAAAUUAAUCACUUGAAAGUAAGCCAAAAAUAAGGUGAUACGUGAUUUUCCUGACUGCAGUUGAGAAUAUUAAAAAAGUUAAUUUAUGACCUUUUCAUCACAAUAAUAAAAUGUGUCAUGAUCUUGGAUAUAUGUCUAUCAUAUUUGCUGUAUACUAGUAUUCCUAUCCACUCCUCCUCAAAUUUUACUCGCGGGCAGUGAAUACACACAGAUCUGUGCGGAAAGAGAGUGACUCACUCGAGGUAGCUAAGAAUAAAUAUAGGAAAGUCAGGAAAACUCAUAAUCCUAAAUCUAGUUGCAAAUCAUUGACUUGUUCUUCAUCUCUGGAGAUGAAUGGUGCCUAAAAGAGUGAAUCACCUCUAGAAAAUCUUCAUAAAUUCUAGACUUCUUUGUUUUUCUUUUUAAGAUGAUAAAUAACAUGGAUGGUUUAUGUGGAUCCAUUUUACAAAUUGAUUAUAAAUGCAGUAACUGAAAGACAUACAAAUAAUUUUCACAGAUGGCAAGUUCCAUUAAACCUUUUUUAAUACCAUAAAUAGGUAUAUUAUUUAACAUUGGUACAAAUGCAGAAAGAGAGAAAAGAAUGAUUUACGUGGUCUGGUGAUCAUCAAGUAGUUGAUGGGGAUAUUGUGCUUCACUGUGUUAUACUUUCUCUUUCCUAAAUAAAACACUAUUUUUCUGAGAGAUGUCUCAAUCUCCCUCUACAGUACUUUUGUAAACACUUUUCAAGGUAUAUUUCAAAACAAUCUGGGGUUUUUUCACCGUUCACAUGGUAAACAGUAGAGAAAAACUAUGAAGAGCAUGUGAUCAGUACUAAUCUUUGCCUCCAGUAAGGUGGAAGCUGUCAGAGUUUAAUUUGAACUGGUAACGUUUUCUUCCCGAAAUAUCUAGCCUUUUAUUCCCCAAGUCCUAUUACCUCCUAUUGCAUGACUUCCAUGCCUAAAUCUUACCACAGCUGAAAUGCUAUCUCAGAGUAUCUCAACCUAUUUUCCGCAUUUUAAGGGGAAAAAAUAUCCUCAAAUACUAAAUUUAAAACAUACCAUUAAGCAAUUAUUUCUCAGGAAUUGCAAAGAAUCUUGGGUGUCAUUUACCGUUACAUACCUUUUAUCACUUGACUUCAGAAAGAAGGCAACCAAUUUUAUCCAACUGAAAUCAAAAAAGUAUCUUCAUAUUUGUGUACAAUCUAUAUUGAAAUUAUCUAAAAAUCAAACACAAAUUUCAGGGGAUAUUCUAAAUAUAUUCAACAAAUAUAAGUAUGUUAGACUACAAAUGUGAUUCAGUCGCCUGGUUUAAUCAUGAACAGAAUAUUUCCUAGGCAAUGCCAUUUCAGGAGCCAAUUGCUUGUAAUUAGAAAAGGCCCAUCUGUAGCUGCUUAUGAUAAGACUGCAUGAAAUAAUUCUUAAUGUUGUUAACGUUUGAAGGAAAUAAAUGCAGAUAAAAAAGAACAAAGAAAGCCAUUCUACUUAUCAUUUAAGCUUUGAGUUUUUUUCUUUGUAAGAGAGUCUAAAAUGAAGAAGUAUUAGCAUGUCAUCAAUUAGUGAAUGCGUCAGAAGAUAGAAGUGGAUUUGCUAAUCUCAUUUUCUGUUACACAUACAAUAGACUGUAUUUCUGUUAAUAAAUGAAUGCUUUUCUUCCAGUCAGAUAAUCAAUAAAAACACAAAUGGAUUCAACAGCCAAUAUUCUACAUAGCUUCUCAUUACACAUUGCACUAUUUUAUUGGUAUACACAAACAGACUUUAAGAGGCACAGCUUUGAGAAAUUUGAAAUAG